This is a messenger RNA of Mustela erminea (ermine), 5577 nucleotides long. RefSeq names its product phosphatase and actin regulator 1 (gene PHACTR1). The record is from RefSeq and is a predicted model, not a curated record. The transcript is spliced from 13 exons. NCBI's taxonomy places the organism in Eukaryota, Metazoa, Chordata, Mammalia, Carnivora, Mustelidae. Bases 1316 to 3034 code for a protein of 572 amino acids. Gene Ontology annotation, biological process: cell motility; stress fiber assembly. Gene Ontology annotation, molecular function: actin binding.
AAAAAAACAAAAAAAAAAAACAAUGAAAAGAGAGAUCCUUUGGAAGAAAACUUACAAGUAUCUUGGAAGACCCCCAUAUAUAAGACAGAUGAAAGGAAGGCUCCUCUCUCUGCCCUCCCUUAGUGCCCUAGAAUCCGAGAGAUUUUUAGAACCACAGUUAAAGUGUUGUCACUGCAUUAUACUUAGAUGAGAUACAACGGACUGCAGAGUGAUGGCUGCGUUUCUAGAGUAUAAACAUCAUGGCCUAACAAGGGAUUACACCCUAACUUUUAAUUAGGUGGAGAUGAUGAAACCUCCACUACAGCAGCUGUGAUAUAAAUAAGGUAUAACCAAAUAGGUUAUGAGGGGAAUGUGUGUGUGUGUGUGUAUGUGUGUAUACACGUGCACACGCGUGUGUGAGAGAGAGUGUGAGCGUGCUAUAGAUGUAUACCUUAAGGUCAAGUUAGCUUUGGGAAAAUGUGAAAAUUGGCUGAAGAAUUACAUCCUAUAUAAAUGAGUAGGAAUAUAACAUUUUUAGAUUCAGAUCAUUUUGGUAGGAAGGUUUAAUCUCACACCAACAUUAAUAAUCACCUCUUUAAAAAAAGCUGCUUCAAAUGAGCUAGGUUCUGGUGGACAGUCCCUUUUGCUCCUGUCCUUAUGUUGUCGAUGGUCCUGAAACUGACCACUGGAUUUGGGAACAAGUGUUGAAGACCAAACCGGAAUGGCAUUUAGCAUUUUAGCCGUAAGUGUGACAGAUGGGUCAGUGUGUGUUCCUAGCUCAAAGUCCAUAAUUCACCGCGAGUGAAAUGGCACAAAUUUACUUUGAAAAACCUCCUAGCCUAAAUUACAGUAGGAUUUCACUGGGAGGAUUUCCACCAUGAUUUUGGAAAGCAGACACGGCUUAUUUUUAUUGCAAAAUCCUAAGAGUGCGAUUCCUGGCAGUGUUUACCAGAGAGAAGGAAUUAGCAGCCUCCAGGGGAGGGUUAGGAAAACAGAGCACCCUCUGGGAAUCAGCUCCUGCAUCCCUGUUCCAAAAGCCUCAGCAGAAACUGGCCUCUGACAAGUCACUCGGGCCCGACCUCUCUUUUCCUUCUUGCGAAAGUGGGUGACGAAUGGGAGGAUGGCAAAGGGUCUUGAGGACAUCCAGGAGGCAUCUGGACCAUUCUCAAAAAUAAACACAGGGCUGUGUUGUGUUUUAUACCCACAGUGCAGGCUUGCCUUGCACAUUCGGAAGGGAGGAAGGAGAUGGUGUUUCUCUUUUCUCUUAGUCCUCUCCCCUCUGUUCGUUGGUGACAGUGGGCAGAAGACCAGAGGACCCGACAGGCUGUGUGACUGAAUGACCGCUGUUUUAUUGCAAGCUGAGGAAGUGGAGAGGCUGGCGGCCAUGCGUUCCGACUCCCUUGUCCCAGGCACACACACCCCUCCCAUCCGGAGGAGAAGUAAGUUCGCCAACCUGGGAAGGAUCUUCAAGCCUUGGAAGUGGAGAAAGAAGAAAAGCGAGAAGUUCAAGCACACUUCCGCAGCCCUGGAAAGGAAAAUAUCAAUGAGGCAAAGCAGGGAGGAGCUGAUAAAACGAGGGGUCCUGAAGGAAAUCUAUGAUAAAGACGGGGAGCUCUCCAUAUCGAACGAAGAUGAUUCGCUGGAAAACGGACAGUCCCUGAGCUCCAGCCAACUGUCUCUGCCAGCCCUAUCCGAAAUGGAGCCGGUCCCCAUGCCCAGGGAUCCCUGCUCAUAUGAGGUGCUCCAGCCUUCAGACAUCAUGGAUGGGACAGUGUCUGAAGAGAGUCCCUCUGCCAGUGAGUCUGGAGUCCUCCUGUCCCAAGAUCCUUCAGCCAAACCAGUCCUGCUACUGCCCCCCAAAAAACCUGCUGCUUUCUCUGGAGACCAUGAGGAGACCCCAGUGAAGCAGCUGUCCCUUCUCAAGCAACCCCCCGCCCUGCCUCCCAAACCCACUGCCAGGAUUGCCAACCACUUAACAGAUCCUGGCGCCCCUGUGAAAUUGCCUUGUCUGCCAGUGAAACUGUCACCGCCGCUACCUCCAAAGAAAGUCAUGAUCUGCAUGCCUGUCGGGGGGCCAGACCUCUCCCUGGCGUCCUAUGCCGCCCAGAAGAGUGGCCAGCAGAGUGGGGCCCAGCACCACCACACGGUCCUGCCAUCCCAGAUCCAACACCAGCUGCAGUACGGCAGCCUCGGCCCGCACCUCCCCUCCACCACCGGCUCCCUCCCCAUGCACCCCUCCGGCUGCAGGAUGAUUGAGGAGCUGAACAAAACGCUGGCCAUGACCAUGCAGAGGCUGGAAAGCUCCGAGCAGCGGGUCCCCUGUUCCACUUCUUACCACAGCUCCGGUUUGCAUUCGGGUGACGGUGUCUCCAAGGCGGGACCUCUGGGCCUUCCGGAGAUAAGACAAGUGCCAACUGUUGUGAUUGAAUGUGAUGACAAUAAAGAAAAUGUGCCUCAUGAAUCAGACUACGAAGACUCUUCCUGCCUGUACACGAGAGAAGAAGAGGAGGAGGAGGACGAGGACGAUGACAGCUCGCUGUACACCACCUCCCUGGCCAUGAAGGUGUGCAGGAAGGACUCCUUAGCCAUCAAACUCAGCAACAGGCCCUCCAAGCGGGAGCUCGAAGAAAAGAACAUCCUUCCCAGGCAGACGGACGAGGAGAGGCUGGAGCUGAGACAGCAGAUCGGCACCAAGCUCACCAGGCGGCUGAGCCAGAGGCCAACAGCAGAGGAAUUGGAGCAGAGGAACAUUCUAAAACCUCGGAAUGAACAGGAGGAACAAGAGGAGAAGAGAGAGAUCAAGAGGAGGUUAACUCGAAAGCUCAGCCAAAGACCCACAGUGGAAGAACUUCGAGAAAGAAAGAUCCUCAUCCGUUUCAGCGACUACGUGGAGGUGGCAGACGCUCAGGACUACGACCGCAGGGCCGACAAGCCGUGGACCCGCCUCACCGCCGCCGACAAAGCUGCCAUUCGAAAGGAGCUCAAUGAAUUUAAAAGCACUGAAAUGGAAGUUCAUGAAUUGAGUAGACAUUUAACAAGGUUUCACCGACCUUAACAGUCAAAUUCCUCCUGAGUGCUAUGCUGUCUUCAAAACAUAAAUUUAUAAGAACCAUAAGUGCUGGUAUUUAUUCACUUCCCCAUUAUGAUGUAAAUCUUCUGAACUGCCUUUUUUUAAAAAAGAAGAAGAAAAAUAAAAGGAAACGUGAUCAGGAUUCUCUUUGCGAAAAUGCGAUGGUCACCGCUUGGCGGUCAGAGCCACUGGCGCGACCGCGGAUACCGAGGUCCCCAGCAGGCCAGACGGAAGACGGCCUCUCCAACCGGGCCCGGCGGGCCAGCCUCCUUGAGGCUUGUUUAGGCCCCAGCGAACCUCGUCCCCUGGAGUGUGUGUCACCUGGGUCCAAAGAAAGCCAAGGCAGUGGGUUUGGCCUGGAACGGACUGUGCAAAGCAAACGGUCAGGUGGACCUUCUAGACUUGGCCAGAUACACUGGCUCUAGGCGUGGCGUCCGGCUCGGGGGCCGCUGCGGGGGAGCACUAGCCUCAGUGGCCCCCGUCCCUUCUCUCUCUUCAGCCAUCAUCCAGACAGAGAACAAAAGGGAAGAUGCUUUUCUGGGGGAGUCUGUGGUUGACCGUCGGUCCCCAGAGUGUGUGUGCCCCAGGUGUGGAAGGCCGCCACGGAGCGCCUAGCCUGUCCCCGCAGACUAAGCUGAGCUGCCUUCUAGGGAGCUCUGGUUUAGAAGGGGAAAGCGGUCAUCUGCUCAGUUCAAGUGAACUGACCCAUCAGUGUCAAAAAAGCCCAAUGUCGCGGGUGAUCUGACGCACAUGGCCACCGCUGUGGUGCUCCUAUGGUACUCGUGCGUCCGAGGGUAAGGACCCUGUUGAGGACAGAAAGGCUGGGGUACGAGACUGCUUGGCUGGUGUUCCUCAUUUUCUCUGUGCACCCUGGGGCCGGGGACUGUGUGGCCUGGACAUAGUGAAGAGCCUCCGAGUCUAGGACCCGUGCAUGCCAGCCAGAGCCCCGGCUUGCAGGACUGGCAUCCGGCCACAGAUGGAUGGGUCCUCCAGAACCAUUCGAUGGCCUUCUAGUCUCCUUUCUUUGCACUGACGAGUUUCUGCAGAAGAGCUUCAGGGUUUGGCACAUGGCAGAACCGCACCAACACCAGCCACGCCUGCCCACGCUGUACCUUCCCGCUCCACUCUGGAGAGACCCCUUCCUCUCCCUCAUGGUGCUGGUAAGGCUGAUUGGAGGUGUAGCUCUCACUGUCCCAUGCGCUUGGGACCACAGAAGGCAGUGCUCUUUUGACAGAGGGACACCGAAGAUAGGAUGUGCAGUGAGGAAGGACAGCCCCCAAGCCCCAACAACUAUCUUAACGAGGCCCAUUGCAGCUUCUUCUGUUUAACUUCCUGACAGACCUCGUAGGGCCCUCGGCCCCACAGCUCUGCCUGGCCUUCUGGAGUGGUCUCCCACUUACCGCCAUUUCUCCAGGUAAUGGCUCGCUCCCCUCCACAUGUGCCCAAGAGUUAGUUGCCAGAUUGGCCUUCACAAAAAAGGAGUUACCCAGUUCCCACCCCCAAAACGUGUGGGAAGCGUUACUCUGGGGACCCACACCCCUCCGGGAGGCCAUUCAUUUCGCUUCCAGCAGGCAUUCAUGGCUCCAACAGCUGGGCAUUGAAGCCAGGAGCUGGGCCUAUUUUGGGGGGGAGCUCAGGGCAGUUCUUGAGGCGGUGCCCACUGUCCACUUUCCUCGUAGCACUUGGAGUGAGCACGCCACUGCCCUGCCCCACGAGGGGCACCAUCACUAGAUGCUUUUCUCUUUGAAUGUUGAGUCUGAGUAGUUAACUGCCGUGGGAAGGUAUCGUUCAGGGAAAACACGGUCGGGAUUUUAGUGUGGCUGUAAACACAGCCUUCCCGAAAGGCUUACUGACGAUUGAAUGUGCAAAUGGUAUGACGAAAGAUGUCUUUUGGGCUCUUUCGUUUGACUUCUUGAUAGCAGGCAUUGUUCCAGGCAGAAGUGCCUGCCUUGCCAGGAUUCGAGUCCGAGCUUCCUGUAACUCCCAGCUGGCCUCGUGCGGCUCCCAGGGCCCUGGUGUGCUGGUCAGGCCUUCGCCGGGCCCAGGAGCGAGUCCUAAGGGAACUCCUUGCCUGGACUCCUCCUUCGAAGGCCAGCGGCUUCUCUGCUGGCUUCCGUUCUUGGGCCUCUGAGGCCCAAGGAGCGUGACGCCCAAAUCGAUUCCCCUGUGGCCAGCCAGCAGCCCAGGUAUCCUGCCCAAAGUGCCCUCCUGUUGCAGUCCACGUUGAGCACGGAAGACAGGGAACACAAUUUCCACUUCCAUUCCUGCAGAGCACCCUCUUUGAGAAGUUAGUUGCGGGAAUUAGGGGUGAACCUUCCACACCCCUGAGAUCUCGCCCGCCACCAUCAACAUGGGCUACUUCAAGCCCAGUUUAGGGGGCUCGGCCACCUCAGUGGGCCACAGGAUGGGGCAUCUGCUGUCUCUUUCCUGCCAUGAAAUCUUGAGGUCUUUACAGAAAUCUAUCCAAAUUUCUCUUCUGCCGUAGCGUUAGGACAACUGGAAGAUAUUACAAAAAAAAAAAAAAAAAA